CCGCUGCUGCCGCCGCCGCCGCCGCCGCCGCCGCCGCCGUCGUACCAGUCUGCCUCGCUCGGCAGCGUUAGUGAUUGUAAAAUAUUAGCAAGCAUGGCCGGCGCACAGUGAAAACGUCAACAACCGACGACCGAGACGCGAGACCGUGUCUGUGCGCGCCCCCCGACGCAUCAUCGAACAACCGUGAGUAGGUACGUAAUCCAGAUUAAUUAUUAUUGUUAUUAUUAUUAUUAUUAUUAUUAUUAUUAUUACAAUUAUUAUUAUUAUUACUAUUAUUACUGUUAUUAUUCGUCGAAAUUUUCGAUAACGAUUGUUGUUGAAAAAAAAAAAAUUCUGAACGAAACGAUGUACAUGUAGGUAGUAUAAUUAAUUGUCUAUCGCGCGUUCGUCGGACCUCGAAAAUCCGCGGAGUUCCGGCGAAACAUCAUUUCGCGAGGGUCUCGAAAUAUUUCCGCCUUCUCCGCUCAACUUUCCCCCUCCCCCAUCCCUCUCAUUCGUCGGUCAUCGCCAAAAUCCCCCGGCCGGACGUGUUUGGGCGACGGUAAUUUUUACUUUCCCCAUCCCCUUCCAUACCCCGAUACGACGACGCGAUUUCCGGGGGGGACGGCGGUGUAAAUUCAAAUCAUUGUAUUCGAGUCCCCGUCACGUUAUUAUUGGUGUUGCGCUAGUCAAUUUGCACGUUUUUUGGAAAUUCUGGACGGCGACGAUUUUCCGGUCGCUUCGCAACAGUUUCGAUCUACACGACAAAUACGGGACGGUGGCGAUUAAAUGCACCGGAUCGCCGGCUAAACGCUGCAGCGGGCGAUGGGUUUUGACGGGUUUUACGAGAGAAAACUCGUAACGGACUCGCGGAAACGAAAAGUCAACGAUUCCGUCGGUCGGCCGACGACGACGACGACGCAGACGCGCGGGCCGUCGUUUAAACAAAUUAACAAUAAAAAAAAAAAAAAAAAAUUAAUAAUAAUAAUAAAUACAAUCUAAAACAACAAGACGAAUGGCAUUUCAACUGGUUCAAUUCGACGGGACGCCGCGGCACUCGGUUUCAUAAUAAUAAAUUGUAACGGACGAUUUUUUUUUAUUUUUUUUAUUUCUAUAUUUUCAAAUACGCCGCACAGCGAAACGGUUCAAUCAUAAAACGAUAAAGAACCGUCGCGACGCCGUUAUAUUCGGCACGGCCCUGCACGGUGCUGUGUAACGGACGCGCCGCAUCGCGUCCGACACGUCGUUACGCGCACAACACACGAUAUUGCAACGACACGUCUCGGGCGUUCCGGGCGUCGGCGGCCGCGAAAGUCCGUCCGCGGUCUUUAAACCGGACGCGACGUCGCGCAGUAGGGGCGCCGCGCGGUCCGGAUCCCCGCGAUCCGAAACGGCCGUGACCGUCCGUCUCGCGCGUCGCGCCGUCCGACGCGUUCCCGUCCGCCGAAAGGCCCGGGGCCGUUCGGAAACGAUAACAAAGAAAAUCUCUCUUCUAACGUCCCUGUCGCCCGCGGCGGGUCGCCUGUCGUCCGCCGACCGCCGACGGCAAUCCUCGCGGUCUUGACGAACGCCGCGGCCGCGUUCGCCGUGUACACCGGUCCACCUAACCGAUUCACGGCCCCGUUCGUCGAGCCCGUCUGUCGCGAGUGUUUGUGUACCGCCGGCGUUUCCGUACGCCGUCGUACAGGCGCGCCGCAGUUGUUCGCGCGGACUGUCGGGCUGACGAAAAGCCGGUAACGCAUUAUGAACGCGUAAAUGCGCAAAAUGAAGCGCGACGCGAUUGCGUUCGAUUGUUGUGAGGGCGAAGCGGGGGACGCGCAAUCGGUUUUACGGCGAUGCGUUUUUGUUUUGUGCGCGCGUCUGCAGUAAACCGCUUUUCCACCCGGAAAUCUGGUUCCGAAUCGAAAAGUGUACAUGGACGUUACCCCGUCGCGCUUUUGAUCCAGUGGGUGACCACGGUCGCGUUUGCGACAAAGGGACGCGUACGGCUAAUCGUACACUCUCAGCUCAGAAUCGUUUUUCGUUAACGGCGGUUCGUGGUCGCGUACAGGCGCAAAUCUAAUUACUCUAAAAUAUUCCCUCUUUAUCGAACAUCUUUCCCGAAACAUCGGCACACCAAUCAGCAGUAUUAUCGACCUUUUUUUCGCGUCGAACGGAUUUUAUUAGUGCAGUUAGAUACCGACGUUUUCGAGGAAAAUCUAAUAACGUGGGAAUACAACAAUGAUUUCGAUAAAACAAUUCUUCUGCAGCCGAGUUCAUAAUUCAUUUCAGUUCGGAAAAUGUUGGUACUACAGUAUCUACAGUUAAUUAUUCAAAUUGCUUGUAGUUGGGAAACUUUAGACAGAAAUGAUUUGAAACAUCAGAAAAAAAAAAAAAAAAAGUACUUCUAAUAAAAAAAUAUUCACAAAGUUACUUGUUCUCGGAGACGACUUUGUAUUCAGAGACAAAAUUAUUUAAUUUCCUACAUAGAUACUUUUCAUAAUAUAAAAUAUAUUGGUAAAUUAACAAACUUGUAUAAACUCUGUGUAACUUCUGCGAGAUACGAGUAUCAUUAAAUUAUACGUACACGAUGAACGAAAAUGAUGAGAGGGCUUUAAGGGGAAAAACUCUCACGUCUCGUUGAAUUGUCUUGUUUUGAAGAUAGGAAAGAGGAACACAUGAUUCAUGGCCCCCAUUGAACUCUGUUUUUCAAUAUUUUAAUAUCAAAUUUAAAAAAAAGAAGUAAAUUUUAACGUUUUAGAUUCAGAGUGAAGUGAGGAAUGUGCUCAUUUUAAAAUGAUGUUAAUUUUUUUUUGCUGUUGACCACUUUUCUACCAGAAAUUUUACUCCGAUUUACAGUAAUAUCACUUUUUCUAAAAGGAAAUCUGACUGCGGAGGUACUUCAGGGACUAGGGAGGUCAUAUUUUGAUUUCCCCGGGAGUUUUUCCAAUAAAUGAGAAAAACGGAAAAAUAGGUACAAUAUUAAAAAAAGGCGUCCUAGGAUAACGGAGACGAGUACAACCACUGAAAUAGAUAACUGAAUGUAUAUUUGUAAGCAACGAUAAACCAUUGCUAACGAAAAACGAUUCUGAGCACAGUUCAGCUGACAGUGAUACAUUGUAAACAAUAUAUAUGUCAUAUUAUGGUUAGAUAAUUAAAUAGGUAUUAUAUAUUUUUUUUAAUAAUAUUUGUUUGAAAUUGUACCGAUUUUCCCAUGGUUUUCUCGAUUUUUCCCAUUUAUUGGGAAAGAGUACGAAUAUGAGUUUUCCGUCCGAAUUUUAAGUCAAAAGUACGAAUAUGCUUGACUGAAUUUCAAUAAAAAUGUUAAAUUUUUUAUAAAAAACCUAAAAAUGACUCAAAUGUUUUGAACAUUUUACCACGUUUAGAAAAGGCAAAUAUACAUUUUCUUUUCAAAUUUUGAGUCUCUACGAAUAUUUUUAACUGAAUUACAUCAAAUUACAAAAUUUAAAAUUAAUAAAAGCAUUAUUUUCGUACAUUUCCCGUUCUUCUUACGUUUUAUCCAGGUUUUUCUCAGAUAUUAUGAAAACCGCUUGGAAAAUCAAAAAAAUGAUCUACUAAAGUACAAUCUGGAAAAUAUUUUCUUUCAGAAAUGGUACCGCGCGUAUAUAUCAGAGCAAGAUUUAUGGUCAAAUUUUCGUACACAGAAUUAAAAAAAAAAAAAAUAAUAAACAUCUUGGUGAAACCAAUAGCUCCAUCGCUACGUUCGGAAUCUAAAAAAAUAUCAUUAAAAAAAAAUGUUUGGUACAUAUGCAACUAUUUUACCGUAAUAUGACAUAUAUCAUAUCGUUGACAAAGCAACACUGUAUACCGAACUCCGUUCAGAAUCGUUUUUCGUUAGCAACGGUUAAUCGUUGCGCACAGAUACACUAUACACGAAAUUCCCGUCUAUAUAUCACAAUUUCCCAACUCCCCACUUACAAAAGUGCCUGUAUCCGUCGCCGAUAUACUAGGUCAGCUUUUUCUUGUUUCGCCACGGCUAUUCGAAAUCAAAUGAACAAUCGCGGAGUUCAGCGCGUGUUGUAUAAUGUUGUCGUUUAUCGAUUAGCUAAAUGAAAACGAUAACAAAAAAAAAAAAAAAAGGUGAAACUGAUAACGAACGACGGUCUCCGAUGCCUGUCAGCCGGCGAUACGAUUCGUCCGCGAGAAACGGCCGUACAAUACGUUCUCGGCCGGACCGCGGUGUCCCGCCGUUAAAACGUCAACAAAAAACGAUUCGGGUUUCCACGGAAUACCGGAGAACGCGUUCGGAAACGCCGGGCCCUCUCGCCGACCGAAACCCCGUCACAAUGUCAUGUGGGCGCCCCCAUGACGGAUCGAUGCGCCCGCACACGUCCAACACGGUGUAAAUAAUCGGCCGUCAUCGAUCGACGGGUGUCGUUAUUAAACGCGCCCGUACGCUACAACCGACGGUACGAUCGUAGGGGGGGGGGAGUGGUGGGUGAGGAGGGGUCGGGUGCGGGGAGAAAUUCCGUUCGAGCCGUUUCGCCUUUGUACCGCGCGUGUACGCACGGUCGCCGGCACGUUCGGCGAUCAACACGGCCGGCGUUACGAAUUAACAAAUCGCCGCGAGACGCGACGGGACGGGACGGGAGGCGCGCACGGCUGUUGUUGUUAUCGAACGUUUGGAAGAGCCAAAAGUCUCGUCGUUCCGUUGUCGUCAAUAAAAUUACGCGUUAUUAACCAUUAAUUCUCUCCGCCCGGUUUAAAUUGUUUUACGCGCGCUCGUACGCCAACGCUGUACGGCGAACCGCGACGACGUUAACCGUUCGUGCGCGCGCGCGUGCGUUAUGACGUCACGCAGUCGGAGAACGGUUGUCCGACUCGAUCGGGUCGUACGCAAUUAAAAUACGCGGCCAACAUGCGGGCGACGGGGCCGUGUUGGGGAAAAAAAAAACAAAAAAAAAAAAAACCGAACAGCCAAACAAGGGUUAGAGUUGUGUAUUGUUAUUGCGACGGGAAUGUUCUCGUCCGUCCCGCAUCGUGUAGAUAACGAGCCAUUUAUUAUCAUUGUUAUUAUUAUUAUUUCUUUUUUCAACGCCGUAAAAUAUUAUUCGUUAUUAUAGCGCCGUUUAUUGUUUUUAUUUUUAUCUUCUCGGCCGCGGUCCGCCAGUGGCAACCGGCGACAAGGCGGUUCGGAGUGGUGUAAUUCAUUUUUUUUUUCCCCCCCCCCGUAGGUGGGGGGUGUACAUAUUUUACACCGGUUUUAAACCGCGCAACAGCGGAAUAAACGCGCCGACCGGCGCAGUCCGAUUUUCGUUUCGAACGAUUAUUCCACUUUGUACACCACUCUCUCCGUUUCUGCGCUUAUUUGUGGGGAAAAAUAUUUUCGUUUUUUUUUUUUUUUUCUAUUAAUUUGCGGCAUUUACUGUAUAAUGAAGUGCCGGUUUAUUUCUGAGAAGUAAAUCCAUCAACGAUGUAGACACUUAAACUAAAUUCACCGAAUAAUAAUAAAAAAACACGGAACAAAUAUUUCCUACGAAACGCGGACAAACAGUCGAAGGAUUAUUCAAGUACGUUUUCAAAAUUAAAAUUGGACGGGCGGAAGUAUUUCACUCCGGCUUAUCGGCUUAAAAGCUCUAAAUUCGUCCGUGAUCCUUCCCCUGCAAUGGCACCGGGCACCGCCGCACACCAGUGCAAAAGUAUUGUUGUUAGUUAAAGGUUACAAAAUAAUUUUAGUUGAAUUUUACAAAAUCGGAGAAAUCCCGGAACUAACACAACAAUUGCUCAUUUGUCGAACGAGCGCUUAUUAUAUCGUUGGUCCCGGGGGAGAACGGCUUGAGUUAACGCUGUUUAUAGUUUUCAAUAAAAGUAAAUUAAAUUUUGAAAAUUUCCCAACCGCAAAGUCGCGAAACGGCCCAACUCAAAUAUGACGUUCUAAACGGCUAGCGGCCGUAUAAUUUGCUAAACGAAAAGUAUGUCAUUGCGAUUUGAGACAUUUUUUAUUUUCAGUACAACACGUGUUAGAAUAUGCAUACACUUGUGCUAUUUAGGCCAACAAGUAAAGGGAAAAAAUUGAAAAAAAAAUAAUUUUAAAAAUCGGCUUUUGUUACCUCGUUACUAACAUUGUAUAUUUUUCGACUACAUUUUCUGUUUAAAAUUCGACACAAAAAACGACCAAUUCCACACGAGUUGUUUGGAAUUCGAUUAUAAUCUAUUUUGUUUAUUAUUAAUACUUAUUAUUGAUACUAAACAGUGGGGCUAUGACCACUUAUCGAUUUCUAAUUUCAUUAUUCGAAUAAUACCUAUCUAUAACUGUAUUCGAAUAAUGCAUGUUAGACGUUUUAUUUAUUUCUCACAUGUCGUUUAGCCUCCGGAAAGUUUCAAACGAAUUUUCCACUUGCACGUGAAUCGCAUUUAAGUUUCGAGUUAUAAAAUAUUUUUUUUACAAAUUUAAUACCGUCGACAUGUUAACUAUUCGUAUAAUAUUCUCAACAACAUGAACGAUCACGCUAGAUUAAACAUAAUUAAAUUAACUGAACAUUUUUCAUUUAUUUUCAAUUAUAAAAUAUUACACACAGCGCAUAUUAUGUAUAGCGAAUGAAAAGAUAACCAUCGCGGAAAGGCAAAAGUUGUUUGAAAGUCUCUUUAUACAUAGUUUUCCAUUAGCAUAUUAGUUUAUGAACAAGCUAAAGAGUAACGCGAUAUUGUUAAAUUAUUUCAUUACGAAUUGUACGUCAAAGGAUUUUGUUUUACGGAUUCGAAACAACGUUAAGGAAUCAAAUACAUAACUGUUAGUUUCGUUAGUUCUUGUACAAUGAUUGUGUCGAAACUCAAAGGUGCUAUUGAAGUUAGAUUUUCGAUAUAACAUUUAAAAUAAUACUACGGGUAUAAAAAUUAAUUUCGGAUAUUUAUUAUUAUGUAGGUUCAGUUGUAUAGCUUUUGAAAUUAAAAUUUUUGGAAACCAAAGACUUAUUUAUAACCGUAUUAAAACAAAUCAUUUUUAAAAGAAUCGGCACUACUUUAGGAGCAAGUUUUCUGUUCGAAAAGUUAUUUGCAGACAGAAAGAAAAACACACAUGGUACCUAAAACCAAUAGUUACCUCGAUCCGUUCCGCAUCUAAAACGAAAUCGAAAAUAACAGAAAUCGUCAUAGCGUAAAGUUUUACGGUUUCUCGAGAUUUCCAAGAAAAAUCAUAAAAUGAGCCGUCCUACACUAACUGAAGAACAUUUUAAAACAGAAAGUUUCCAAAAAGCUUUUGAUUAGAGCAAACAUUCUGGUCGAAAAGUUGUUUACGGGGACACACAUACAAAAAAAAUACACGCCUCAAUAAAAUUUGCAAUACAUUCUUCGCUCCGUUCAGAAUCCAAAAAUAUAUACUGACGAGAGACGAGUGGUAAAAUAAAUCGAAUAUUAUAUUUCUAUAGAUUCUGGAAGUUUUAAGUUUGAAUUGGGUUAAACUUUUUUUAUUCCAUAAAUAAAGUUAUUAAUUCGACAUUUUUCAUUUUUUUUUUCAAAAUUAUUUAUAACAUCAAUUCAGUUUAUUCGCGUGACUUAACUGCAAGAGAUUAAACGGUCCGUUAAAGUCGAUCAAGGUUGGUAGAUCAAUAUUUAUUUUUUAACUACUCAUUAAACGCGUUUUAAUAAACCGUUAGAAUUUAACGAUACUUAAUGAAACAGGCUAUAAACGUUAUGUAAACAAGAAAAAAAAAAAAAUGUAACAAUUGAUUUUUUCAUUGAAUUGUGUCAACAUUGUAAAUUAUAUGCAGUAACUCUAACACAAAUCUAUCGGUUCGAGUUUGCUCGCUUUAUUAUUUGAUUUGUUUGUUUGUGUUUUUUUUUAUUUUUAAUGAAAACCGCCAUACCUUGCGCCAAAAGAGUUGUUCUUCGCUUUUUAACGAUUCGCGGCCAGUGCUCGAUAUAGUUUGACCGAUUAAUUAUUUUCGUCUCUCCUAUAAUUUAUCGGACACCCGAUAAACUUACGAAUAAGGAGAGGGUUCAAUUUUCAACCCGUCGUUGGAAAACGUAACGAUAUUAUUAUAUUUCGUUAUACACGAUUGUAUAGAACACACACACACACACACACAAUUUACACAUUUUUUUUUCGUCGCUCGAAAAAACUUAAAACGUUCGUAACGUGUGUGUGUGUGUAUAUACGUAUCAUAGUAAUUUCACGCGACUCGUUAUCCGCCACUUAAAGGUCAUGAAUAUAAUUUUUUUUUUGCCACACACUAUUAGUGUUUUGAAGCGAAUAAAAACGUAAGUAAAAAAAAAAAAAAAAAAAACCGCAACUAUAAACAACACGUGUACCUAUCGCCUAGACUUACGUAUAACCUGCGCCGGCGGCGGCGAUAAAAAUUAUGUUUUGCGUGGCGCUCAUUGCGGUGCGUCGCGCGGCACGCGGCUGUCGAUUUUAACCAGGCACGUCCUCUCGGUAACGGCGAACAGGACAUUUUCUAUUAGUUUGUUUCUCGCAAACUCGCGAACGCGUAUGCAUUCACAACUGAAGGCAUUAUAGUUAAUAAUGUUAUAAUUUAUGUUAGCGUCUUUACACGAUACGGUCAUUGACGCUAAUUCGAUAAUAAUAUUUACGCGACGUACUAUUUUCGGGAUUGUCGUUCGCGAUGCGAAUACUCGCCGCGUUCGCAUGACGGCUUAAAAAAAAAACACAACCAACAACGGCUGUUACUAAUUACUUAUUGUCACGAACACGGUGUCGAUGUCGUUUGAACAAUCACACCUCGUGCCGGUUGUCUUUCCGACAAAGACUCAAUCGGAGCCGGAGUGGUUAAAGGGGUGCGUGCGGCGCGAGAGUAACAUCACCCAAACUUCCACGUUCAGACUGUACAGGGUCGACAGUAUUAUAUGAUGCUCUGUAUAAUAAUACGCGUGUACGCAAUUGCAGGAUUAUUUAUUUUUCAAUUAAAAAUGCCGAUAUUUUAUGACGUUUAUUUUCAGCCAUUUAAUAUAGGCACCUAUUAUUGAAUUUCACAUUUGAUAUUUUUUUUAGUUAAGUCUAGCGAGUUAAACCUAAACGAUAACGUAGCCCACAUCAUUGUGAUGAUAGUGCAGACUAUGCGAUAUCGCCGUAUCUGUUAUAAUUUCCUAAAAGCAGGAAAACCGCGAAAAGUUAAUGUUAACAAUAAUAACAAUGUAUAUACUAUCUAUACUAUCUAGUAAUGAAAUAAAACCGAAAUUGUAUUCGUGUCUUCCUUGUUGACAAAAACCACUUUUGAGACUCUAUUCAAAAUCUUCUUUCAUCAUGAUUUUCAUGAAAUUUCGGGGGGGGGGGAUAACCCUCUUCCACAUUCGAAGAUUAUAGAUUAUGGAUUAUAUAGAUUUGUCCAGAAAAAAGCCGAAAUAUAAUGUUUUGCCCGAGUAUCGCGGAUAUUUCGCGUUUUGACCGGACAAUUCUGAGCAUCGCACGAUUUGGGCGUUUACCCGUAACGGCCGUAACAUAAUAUACAUAACACGCAAACAUUAUAAUACAUUCAUAUCGAACAACUAUACACAAAAAUAUUUACAACAAUUUUAAAGCGACAUUAAGUUUUUUUGUCUCCUACAAACCAAUCUACGAUGACUAAUGUUUGGACACGUUCCGCAUCGAUAUUCCUACAUAUGUAUCGUAGACAAAAAAUUGUCCUAGUUAUGUCGUUAUCACUAUUUUUUGGUAACACCGAUAACAAUACCCGAGAAAUAAUCAAUAACGCGGUUAUAAAUACUAUUUUAUUUUAUUUCCUACAUAUAGUCUAUAUCCGUGGUUGAAAAAUCACAGCCGAAAAAUUCCAAGGAGGUGGCGAUCCAUCCAUCGCCUCCCUCUCCCCUCAAAUACGCCACCGCGUUCGGAUCCCUAUGUAAAGACAACGUGCAUGCCAAGGGAGUAUACAAAUUUUGAAAUCUACUGUACAAUAUUAUGUACGCUUAUUUAUCAUAUUUUUCAAUUUUAUUUUAUUAUAAUAAUAAUCAUCAACGGUAACGUGUAUUUUUCAUACGGGUAUAAAAUAUUCACAACUGUCAACCGAGGACGUAUUAUGAUAUUGUAAUUUAUGUAGAUUGUAAAUUUAUUGAAGGAUUUCGAUGUAUUUUGUUGUAUUCAUCUCGCGGGAUGCGUACAUAAUAUUAUAGCUAAUAGAACUUUUGUUGAUUUUUCGAAACAAAACAAAACAAUACAACAACAAUAAAAAAAAUAAAAAAAAAAAAAAUAAAUAACAAUAAUAAUAAAUAUGCACGUAUCGCGGUAAAACCGAAUACGUUCCUCGUUCCGCCCGGAAUCUAAAAAAACCAAUUUAAAUAAAAACACGAUAGUACUUGGACUGUGUAUAAAUGUAUACAUAUUGUACGCAACCGAUGCAAAUAUUUAGACAACAAAACGAAAAUUAUAAACUCGAAGCAGUACAAAUAUUAAUAUUAUUUAUGUAAACAAACGGACAACGUUUUUUUUUUCCCCAUCGUCGUUCGCAAUUAUAUUUUACUCAAAUAUACAAUGUUGUAAAAUACGACGACGGAUCCCGUAUAAAAAAUUGAACGAUAUUUGAUUGCAUUUCGUAUUAGUGUAUAUACGAUAUUAUGUUCUGAAAAAUGCCCCGGAAAACUCGCUUGGAUAUUUUAUAAUAUCAUGUCGUGCCUGUGUCGCAUUACGCUAAUUAUCAGACGAUAGGCGCGCAAUCAAACGGCGAAGUAAAAAAAAAAUAACAAUAACAAUAAUAAUACCCAAUAUAAUUAUUAUUACAUUAUGCGACGUAGCGCACGUGUUAUGAAUUUACUCUUUACUGUUUUUCGCCGUUACCUACCUGUGGUGUACAUAUUUUAAUACAAUAAUGUAUAUUUUUGUUUUUUUCUCCGCCGAUAAAAUGAAAAAAAAAAAUAAAUACGUUCACGUAACAGUUAAUAAUAUGUAAUCGCGUUGCUAACAAUUUGCCGGCACGGUUUUCGCAGUGUUUUUUUUUUUUUUACAUAUUUGUAUAUACAUUUUUCGGCACUUUUUUUAAAUUUAACGACCGCGUUGUGAGCCGAUUCGCACAUUUCAGAUCCGAGACAACGGUGACUGCACGGUUUAUCACAAUUUGUGAUUCUUUGUUUUCUCGCGUUCUGUGAACGGAAUUUUUUGCGAAACAUCUUGCUCCGAUCACCGGCCAAAAAAAAACCGGUCAAACCGGCCGUUUCUAAGACCAGUCCUUGUGACGACUCUGAUAAAUACCAAACGAUUUUCAUAUUUUCAUAGUUUCCCUUAUAGUUUUUUUUUUUUUUUUUUACAAUUGGGAGAACGGGAUAAUUUUCGAGAUAACAGGUUUUGGUAUUUUAAUGUUUAUCUAUGUAACAAAGUGAAGUUGAAAAAUACGUAUAGACGUGUGGCGAAUUAUAGUAUCGCGCAAUAUUAUUUUUAUAAAAUUAUAAGCAAUUAUCGAUAAAUAAAUAAAAAUACAGCAACUUACCAAUCCAAAGACUUAUUCAGACUGUACUUCAAUCUUCAUAACUGUUCAUUCUUAAUUAAAACAGUGAACAAUUAUGUAGAUACCAGCUAGGUCCCUAGGUAACGAUCUAAUUUAUGAGAUAAUUAUAUUAUCUAAUGUUAUAUUAAUUUUAUAUCAAUUAUAAUAUUACAUUAUAUAUAUAUAUUAUGUAAUUAUAUUAUAAUUUAUAUUCAUAAAAUAAUAUCUUCUACAAAGAACAUUUUAUACAAAACUUUUUCUUAAUUGAGAUUAAUAUUCCUCUACGUUACUUUCCCGAAUUAAUUUCUGAAACCUUCCUUUUCAAACGAGGUGUUAUUUUCCAUCAAACAUUAUUUUCCCUUCUCUAAUUUUGUAUCAUAUUUUCCUCUGACAUCUUCUUCGCUUAACACGAGUCUUAAUUUUACUUUUAGUAUCAUUAGCUAGUAUAGCUUUAAAUAAAAAAAAAAAAAUAAAAAUAAAUACUAUUUUAUAUUUGUACCUGGUGCAAGUUGCAUUAUGUUAUAUGUAUACUAUAAUAUGUUCACUAAUUGUUCAUGCUAAACACCCGGACUUAAAAAAAUUACAAACGACAAUUAUUGUAUAUUUUUGUCAUUUAUGGAACAGGGCUUCCGGAUCCAUUUAAAUGUAUCUGUACAAGAUCGAAUCAAACAAUCGGACUGAUGUGCAGCCUAGGGUUCAAAACACGGAAUAGUCCAUCGCAGAAAACGUCAUUGCGUUGGGGCGAUUGUUGUUCGCUGCAUUUCUGAGCCAAUUUUAUUAUAAACCAGGACACUGAAGGCGGUCUUUUCACAAUAAAAAAAAAUUACGAGCCAUGUUUUUCGUUUCAUAAAAGUUACCUAUAAAUCUGUUAACGAAAAGUAUUUCAAUAUAUAAUAUUGUACUUUUACAUAUCCUAUAUUUGUUUAAGUUUAUUAAUUUUAUUGUUAUUUCGUUUAGUGUAAAACAAAAUACGUAAUAACAAUACAUAUUACUACUUACCUAUAUAUUGUUAUUGAAAAUAAUAUUACGUUAGCAUAGUAUAUCUAUAUAGAGAAAAUCGGAGAACUAAUUGACUAAACAGAAGGAUAAAUCGAAACCCGUCCAAAAAAAAAAAAAAAUCGUCGGUAAGCGUUUUUGUUCAAUUUGUCAUCUAAUUUUUAGUUAAUCGCGCGUUCGCCAAUAAAAUAAUGCGUAAUACGCAAUAAAUUAUCGUCGUUUGCCGCAGAAAAUGAACGUCAUAGGCGUUAUAUCCAUAGUUUUCUUCUACUGUCUGAUCCUCAUAGUGGGAUUAUGGGCCGGGAAGAAAAAGCACACCGGGAAUUCGGAGGCGGAAGUUAUGUUGGCGGGCAGAAACAUCGGGCUUUUCGUCGGCAUAUUUACCAUGACAGGUAAUUUAUAUUACGCCCGGCGUUCAAGUACUGUAUUUAAUCACAUAAUAGCAUUAUCGUGUUAUCCGCAUUAUCAUAAUUAUUGUUUUAGCGACCUGGGUCGGAGGAGGAUACAUUAACGGGACGGCCGAAGCGAUUUAUACAUCGGGUUUGCUGUGGUGUCAAGCCCCGUUCGGAUACGCUUUGAGUUUGGUUUUCGGUAAGUGAUUGUACACGAAUAUAAUAUUAUAUAUUGUCAUUAUUCUUUUUAAUAAUAAUAAAAAAAAAAAAAAACAAUAGCAUUUAGCACAAAAAAAAAAUACCAGUUCUUUAUACGAAUUGUAAAUUUUAAAUUAAAAAACUGUCCUGAAUUCAAACGCCGGGGAAAACCUUUUAUCCUGAUAAAAUUAAUUAUUAAUUCGCGAAAAUAUUUAAUGGAAGACUAAAUUCACCAACAAUUGAAUGGCGUUUACGACGCCAUUAAUAAUUAUAUAAUUAACUAAAUCUCAUCAAACUUUCAGUGACAGUAAAUAAAGCGUUCCCUCAGUUACAAGCAUAACUAACCGUUUAGACAGUAAAACUUAAACAUAUUUGAUCUUUUACAAACGCAGUAGACUGUACGUUUUGAUUUAUAAAUUCAACGAAAAUUAAGGAGUUCAUAUUUUCAAACCGUUAUAUAAAAUAAUUUAAAAGAUUUUAACAGGUCGAAAUAUAAAUAUUUGCAUAAUUAUUCAUAUAUGCGAUAUUGUUGACUGUAUAAUUAUAAAUUUGUAUUUGUUGUACAAGUAACGUGUUGAGUAACGUCAUAGGUAGCUCAUCGUGUUUGUUUUUUAUUUUCGUGAAUAUCCAUGCAUAAUGUUACCUACUUAAAACUUCUAAUAUUAAUAAAAAUAAUAGAGCAAUUAUCAAUUUAACAUUUGUCGAGGUGAUGAGAGUGUUUUUUUUUUAGCUUUUUACAUUCCUACAGACCAUAGGUGCAACUAGACCGCCAACUUUGGAGGUGUUAAAAUUAUAGGCACAUCACUUACUAAUGCCCUCAAGUGUUCUGUAACAAUGCGUUGCUUUAACAAGCCCCUUUACACGAGACUUAUAAUAAGCAGCUGCAUAUUUCAUUUAUAAUUUUUAAUAUAAAAAUAUAUCAUAACGUUUUAACUUUAUUUUUUAUACGCACAUGCAUAGUUUUUAUUUUAUUCUGUUUAUGAAUUAUUAUGAAAUACAUGGACGUAAUGUUUAUUCGGCACCAUAAAAAGCUUAUUGAGUAGUUUUGGGAGCACUAAAGACCCUCUUGCAUCUUCCUGGUUGAGCCUAUGCUACAGACCCCCCCCAAAUCAAGACAAGCGGAUCAUAUUAUUUUGUAUACGAAUGUUGUAAAGUAUCAAGGGUUUAUCUUAUGUAGGGGUUUUCUAGAUUGACACCGACCAAUACCAUUUUUAUGAUCAAAUUUCACUAUUUGUUAGGAAGUAAAUAAUAAUCAUAGCACAGUACUAGUGUUCAUUAUUGAUUUGUUAAGAAUAUUUUUAUUAAUACGAAAUACUUGAGAUGGGGGGGGGAAUUCGAUUUUAAUGACGGAGCUCUGAUUUUUACGCGCGAUUUUUGUUUUCUCCAUUGAUGAUUAUCAUAAUUACUUAAUAUAUUACAUAUUGAUAAUGAAUAUAGUACGUUAUAGUAUGUAUUCGUGCCUAUAGAUGAAACGGCUCUAUUUACAUUUCAUGUAAUUAAAUAUGUAUUUUUUGUAUAUAAAUCGUAUGAAUUUUGAUUAUAAACUAAUUAUUAUUGAUCUUGAUGAAAAAAAAAAAAAAAAAAAAAAAAAUAGGUGGAAUAUUUUUCGCCGAUCCGAUGCGCAGACAAGGAUACGUUACCAUGUUGGAUCCCCUUCAAGAUUGUUUCGGAGAACGUAUGGGAGGAUUGUUGUUUUUGCCAGCGCUGUGCGGUGAAGUGUUUUGGUCCGCCGGAAUAUUAUCCGCUUUGGGUACGCGAUAUUUUCGUUUAAUAAUAUCCAUGUUUUGAUUACACCCUGUGUAUAAUAAAAUAUUUACGUAUGACAUACACAGGAGCUACGUUGAGCGUUAUAAUCGAACUGGACCAGGCUACCAGUGUAAUCGUGAGCUGUUGCAUCGCGGUGUUCUACACGAUUUUCGGAGGAUUGGCCAGCGUCGCUUAUACGGACGUCAUUCAACUGUUCGCCAUAUUUAUAGGAUUGGUACGACAUACCCAUAAUAUCCGUAAUUGCUUUAUAAAUCAGUUUUCCGAUUCAUUCAUUUCCGAUUUUACCGAUUCCCAAAGACAAAAUGUUCCAAAUUUAAACAAUUUCAAAUUUUUCCAAUUUUUACAAAUGAACAAUAAUGCUGCGGCCACGUCCAUUUCCACCCCUUUGUUCAAACAUGCACCGAUAAUGAGUUUUUUGUAAAACAGUAGGUAACAUUUUCGGUUUGCUCGGUUCCUAUAUAAUCUCCUCUAUUCAAAAUCAUAAAAAAAAUACCGCAAAUAAACGCGCGCGCGAUACAAUAUCUGAUUUUGUCGCGCAACUAUUAUUAUUAAUUGUAAUCGUUAUAGUGGUUGAGCGUGCCGUAUGCGUUGCAAAACGAUAAAGUGGAUUUCCACAAGCCCGGUUUGGACCUGAUUGGCAAGAUCGAGUCUAAGGAUUUAUUUAGUUACAUUGAUUACGCGUUACUCUUGGUGUUUGGCGGAAUUCCGUGGCAGGUUUACUUUCAACGCGUGUUGUCCAGUAAAUCCGCUUCGCAAGCCCAGAUACUCUCGUACGUCGCGGCAUUUGGGUGUUUUAUCAUGGCAAUACCACCAGUCAUCAUCGGAAUGGCCGCAAGAGCAACUGGUGCGUAAAAAUUGAUUUAAUAUAAUGCGCCCGCAAAUAACCUACCGGCAAUAUUUAAACGAGAAUACGAAAAUCAAAACCCAUUUAGCAAAUUAAUAAUAUUCUAAUAUCAUUUUACAGUCUAAUAGUAUUAGAACAUUAUUAUUACCUGUUGGUUUACAGCAUGGAAUGAGACGAAAUACACGGGGCCCUUACCGAUGACUCCAAAGGAAACUAGCAUGGUCUUGCCUAUGGUCAUGCAGUAUUUAACUCCAGAGUGGGUGUCAUUUUUUGCGCUGGGUGCGAUUUCCGCAGCUAUAAUGUCUUCGGCCGAUUCGAGCGUUCUGUCUGCCAGUUCGAUGUUUGCGCGAAAUAUUUACCGGAUGUUAUUACGUCAAAGUGUAAGUCCAACCAUAGAUUUUGUUUUUAGUAAAACGUCUCGUCAGUAUUAUCAGAAUGCUAAUAACUUUGUCAAUAUUCAAUUUUUUUCUCAAUCGGAUUUUGUUUCGGGGGGACAGUAAUGACACAAAAUUAGAUUGAAAAAAAAAAAAUUGAACAUUGACAGAGUUAUUAAUAGUAGGGUGCGGAUUGUAAUGUAAAUUGCAUAUUUUUGAAUGUCCUAAAGCAAUGAUUUUUAAGCACAACAUUUUUUUCAUAUAUCAAAGAAUUUAAUUACGAGACUUUUAUUUGCCCUUGUUUGACAAUUCAAGGACAAUUUCAGGUUUUUAAAGCAUUUGAUUCUUCUUUUUACAAAAUUUCAUAGCGUUGCCAGAAGAUUCGAUAAAAUUCAUUUCGAUUUCCUACCAAAAGAAAAAAAAAAAAAUUCAUAUUUCGGGUUUUGUAUUAUAGAUUUACAGAUUUGACCGGAUAAAUAAUACGACGCAGACUGCAUUCGCGUAAACGAUAAGCUAUGUUUAUCGAGUUGUAUUGCAUAGUCGUGUAGCACUGUUGUGUUAAAUAAAAAAAAAAAAAAUUGUUUUUCAACGUUUAAAAUAAUUUUUAAAACCGCUGUUUUACGCGCAAUAAGUGCGUAGAAUCGUGCGUUUUCCGUGUUUUUCGGCGUAAUUAAAUCCGCGCCCUACGGGUAACACUGCGCAGAGAACGCCCGGUGCGUUGUACCGAACGCCAUUCAACGGCACCGGGUGCGUGUAUCUUACGGUACGGCCGAACCGCACGAUAACGUCGGCGCGGCAACGCGCCCCGUUAAACAAUGCGCCCGGACGGCGGACUCGGGUGCGGCGACAACGGCGGCGAUAUGUCGGCCGCUCGACCGCCACCCGCCGUUAACCGAAACCGAUAUCAUUUCAGGCGUCGGAAAUGGAGAUCGUGUGGGUCAUGCGGCUGUCCAUAGUGGUCGUCGCGUUUUCCGCCACGACCAUGGCCAUCACCAUCCCGUCCAUUUACGGCCUGUGGUCCAUGUGCUCCGACCUGGUUUACGUUAUACUGUUCCCGCAGUUGAUUAUGGUCGUGCACUUCAAACACUAUUGCAACACGUACGGGUCGCUGGCCGCGUACAUCGUCGCGUUUUACAUCCGGAUGGCCGGCGGCGAACCGCUGCUGGGCCUCGCGCCGCUGAUCCACUUCCCCGGGUGGGACGGCGAGAAACAAUUGUUCCCGUUCCGGACCACGGCCAUGCUGUGUUCGCUGUUCACGCUGGUGUUUGUCUCGUGGGGAACAAAGUACGUGCACUGCCGGAGCCCCGCGUCACAACGUCACAAUACCGCGUGCCGGGCGAUCCGUUUAAUUACAUUCAAAUUGUACUCGGUUAUUUAAACGGAACGUUUAACGUGGAAAUCGUAACCCGUUGUCUCGGAAAGCGUUGAUUUUUUUUGAUUUUUCGGAAAUUUCUUUUCUAGAACUUUCGAGAGACAACGCGGCCUACGGUUUUAUAUUUGUGUUUUUUAUAUGCGUUGUACCGCCCACUUUUAUGUCCGGGCGACAGGAGAGCAGCGGCGCCGUACGGCCACACGGCGAAUGGUAUUCCGCAACUUUCCUGUCGCCCGAACAUUAGACAGAGCCGUAAAAACGACACGACGCCGUUUACCGCGACGCGCGGGCAGUGUUGAAACCCGACGCCGUUUGUCGUUAGCUACUGAAUCGUGUACGUUUCGUUAUUCGCAGGCGGUUAUUCAUGGACGGUAUCCUGGCGCCCCAUUACGAUUGGUUCCAUUGCGUGGUGAACAUACCGGAAGACGCGAUACGGGUCGGAGAGCCGCACGAAGGAGAACAGAUGACCACGCUCACGUCGGGUGAAUAACGAUACGCCAAUAAUAAUAACAAUUCGACGGUGUUUCGUUAAAAUGCCGUGUAAAAUUAUUGAAAAAUGCGUGUUCGGUAUCGAAAAAAAUCAGAAAAAUUACCGGCGCAAACCGGUUAGGCGGGGUACCCAAACGCCACGUUUAAACAAGGCGUGUAGAAAAUCAAAUUGGAGAUUUCGACUAAAAGACAUCCAAGCGAACUUUUAAAAUAUACGUUUAAACCGACACUGAUUUGUUAAAAGGACGCGUACUUUCUGCGCACGCGUACUUUCAGCGCACGCGUACUUAGCAGGCGCGUGUACACGGGGAUGGGGGGGGGGAGUUAGGGGUUCAACCCGAAAUUUCAUGAAAAUUAUGAUGAGAGUAUAUUUUUAAUAGAGUCUCAAAAGUGGUUCCUGUUAACGAGGAAGACAAAUGCACUAUUGGUUUUAUUUUUGUUUAAUUACUUGAUACGAGUCAUAUGGCGUCAUCAUUGUCAUUUUGAGUUUUUUCGGGGUUUUCCUGCUUUUAGCAAAUUAUAACUGACACGGCGAUAUCGCAUAGCCCCGGCAUUAUCGCCGCAGUAAUACGAAUUAAGUUACCGUUCAGGGUGUGUUCGCCGGACGAAUAUUGAAUGUACAGUUUCGCAAUAGCCUUCCCGAAAGGCCAACAAAUGAAUGUUAUAAAAUAUCGGCGUUUUCAACGGAAAACGGAACAAAAGCGUUUUAGCGGUAUGCGCCCAUUUUAACGAAACACCGUCGACAUUACCGUUAUCGUUUUAUCGACAAAAGAAAUAUUAAAAACCGUCGAGAAAAACAGACCCUCGUUGACAUUCCGGUGGUUUUGUAUUGUCCGCGUGUGCGCAGGUCCGAUGGGCGCGCAGUACGGCGCGGCCGUGACCACCGGGUUGGUCGGCAAAGACGAACGGAACGGCAGGAUAAACCCGGCUCUGGACAUCAACGACGACGAGACCACCAACACCGUGAUGGCGGCGCAGCCGCCGGCGACCGCGUCCUCGGUACAGCAGAGAAAGGCCAGCGUCGUGGGAAAGGUUUACAAGCCCGGCUACGAACAGACCAGCGGGUUUUAAACGUUGUUCUAAUGUAGCCAGAUCUCAUGCCGACCCUGUGUUAAUAAUAACAAUAUCGCGGUAGGAUUGUGAGUUUAGUGUCACCCCGUACAAUGACGUUACCACGUCUGUCCGUAAACGAAUAGUGCAACAGCAUUCCCGUGCCCUAUAUUUCAGUUGUUGUUUUUUUUUUUUUAGCGGACAAAUUCCGCGGGAAACACGCACCAUUCGCGUUACACCCACGUUUUGUGCUGUUUUGACUGUUAUCGGAUAGGAUUAGAAAUAGGAAAAACCGAACAAAACCAAUCCGUCAGUAUUAGAAGACACUGUAACUCUCACACGUCUGUGUACUUAUACGCAAUAAUAAUAGUAGUAGUAGGUAUUAUUAUUGUUAUACUAUAAUAUUAUAUCAGCGUUGAUUCUUCCAUGUAACGAACCCCCCAUUAUAAUAAUAUUUGAAUAAUAAUAAUAAUAAUAAAAAAAUCGAAUAGAGUAAACACGAUUUAGGUGUCUACAAUAAAUAAAACGCCAAUAAUUACGGUUUGAAGUAGGAAUUAAAUAAAUAUUGGCAUUUAAAAAUUCGACGAGAUAAAAUCUGUGUUAUAGGACAUAGGUACCUGCGUACACUAUGAUAAACAUUUUUUUUUUUUUUUUUUUUGAUAAAUAGUUAUUUAGAAAAUCAAAUAUGUUAACUAAUUAAUAAAGUUGUUAAUGUGAUCGUUGAGCUUUUUUUAAAAAAUAACGUUUAAAUUUAAUCAGAGAUUUUAUGGCUUUCAUGUUUAUUAAUGUAUAGUUGUAAGCAUACAACUUAAUAUUCCAUUAUUAUUGUUAUUAUCGGGAAUUUUGUUAAACGAUUUGUUUACCUAUCGAUACAUAUCAUAUUAUUUAUCUGACUGUUAAGAUUGGAAACUACAUAUCACUAUACUAUGUAUUUAUUAAAUACAUGACUGACCUUAAAAUAAAUAGAUAGUAAAAAAAAAAAAAAUAGAUUUUUAGGAUUACAUAUUUUAUAAUGCAUAAUAUUAUACUUGGUGUUACUCGAUCGUUUUAAAUGUUAUUAUCGCAAGAUCUUAAUGAUUGAACCGUAUUACGGUCAUUUUGACUUUGAAAUGUACAAUUAUGCCAAAAUCGUGAAAUAAUAUUUUAAAACCGAUCGAUUCCUUAAUCGAGAAUUUACUAUACAAUUUUUGAGUAACGUAUACAUAUCAGCACAAAGCAAAACAUUUUACUAUACUACAAUUUCGUAAUACCCCAAGUCCCAAUUUGUAGUUUUUUUCUUUAGUGAAAAUAUACAAACUAUUUAUACAUGUUUAAAUAUAUACAUAUAUUAAUAAAUGCAUAAUUUUGAAAAGAUUAUUUAGAUUACUUAUAAAACGAUAAAACAAGAUGUUAUAUAAUAUUAUAAUAUUAAAAAAGUAUUAUAAUACUUUUUAAAAUAGAAUGAAUAAUACAAAAGUGAAAUUAUGUAUUUACAACGAAAUUGUCUAGUCGAUUUGUAGUUAUGUAGUUUAUAAUAAAAUCUAUGUC
Messenger RNA from Cinara cedri, 20354 nucleotides. Lineage: Eukaryota; Metazoa; Arthropoda; Insecta; Hemiptera; Aphididae. The record is from the annotation of a GenBank genome assembly.